GUUGCUCCUUUCUCUCUUACUCUACCUCUAGAAUUGCAUGGAUGGCCAUAAUCUGCACCUAGUUCCAUUCCAUUUCUCAGAACUCGUUGUCCUUGGACGACGAGAUGAUCCCGCACCACCUCCUCGCCAUGGGAAUCCCGUCGUCGCUUUUAUUAUUGGCCUCGCAAUUAUAUUGCUAGCAUCCAUUCUAAACGCUGCAGGUCUUAAUCUCACAAAAUUAGAUCAUGUCAGAACAAGUUCUAUACCUAAAGCCUCAAGGAGAAAAGAUUGGUUACGCCCGCUAUGGUUAUUAGGAAUGUUACUCUACAUAUUAUCUCAACUAAUUGGAAGUACUCUGGCUCUCGAGUACAUGCGUGCUGAAUAUGUCGCUCCGCUCGGCUCCACAUCACUUGUUUUCAAUUUUCUAUUUGCUCGUUUUCUCGUAGGAACACCGGUGACGAGCACGGAUAUCUACGGUACCAUCGUUGUCAUCCUCGGAGUAAUCGGCAUCGUCGCGUUUGGGUCUAUCAACAGCGGACUUGCCAGCGAGACUGACGUCGGUCGUCUCACGUAUCUCUGGAAUAGAGGAGGCUGGCUUCUUUACUUCUUUCUCAUGUCCUUCGCCCUCUUUCUCCUUCUUCUCUUCACAACAAAACUCGAUGCAAUCCUCGCCGCACGUUCGGACAUAAGCGCUGUUCCUUUUGCUGGCUACCCAUCCUCUACACGUAAUAAUGAUGCCAACUCACCGCAACUGAACGGAGGCGGCGCAAGCAUUGUUAAGAAAACUUGGCUCAAGGUGAAACAGUUUUGGGCCAACGCGUCCAUCAAGACCAGCCAGCUAUUAGAAACUUGGACCGCUCCAAAGGGUGAUAAAGCGAUCGCGUGGACUCUAGGUAUUGGUUGGGCUUGCUGUGGUGGCGGUUUAGCGGGUGGUACUUUGGUGUUUGCAAAAGCUACGGUCAAGCUCUUAUCUGGAUCGCUGAGCCAUGAAAAUCCCGGAAAUCAAUUCGGGCAUCCAGCGCCAAUCUUUACCAUCAUACUUUUGGUAUGCACCGCGGUGCUGCAAAUUGUGUGUUUGAACCGAGGCUUGAAGGUCUAUGAUUCGACUCUGGUAGUACCCGUUUUUUAUGGAGUCUAUACUGCGACCGGUUUCUUGAACUCAUUGAUUUUCAACGACGACGUUGACGCCUACAAAUCUUGGGCGCUGUUCCUUAUAUUCACUUCCAUCAUGAUCCUCAUAUCGGGAGUUGUGCUUUUGACCCACAAGAAACCCGAACCAGGAUCUAUCAAGCCCGUCACACUAGGCGUGCCUGCACGCGGUAACAACAAGAUGAAGGGGGCCAAGAUGGCUCAGAGCAAUUCAGACGGGGGGUCUGCAGGAGAAGACGGUGAACGAGAGGUUCUCUGGACGGUGGGUGAUGGAGAGGAUAAUGGUGGUGGUGAUGAGGGUGAUGGUGAUGGAGAGGACGAGGACAUUGAUCACCAUCAGCAUCCUCUCGGUGUGUCAACGGGUUCAGCACGACGAGCGAGUGGUUCCCGAGUUGCUACCCAUGGAGAGGAAGGCAGGGGUUUGAUGGAAGAUGACAGAACGUGAUGGGCACAUAUCUUGAUCUAGCAGGGAUGGGGAGGAAGAGUUGGACAGAGACUGAACGUAGAUGAUUACAGUAAUAUUUUUUUUGUGCAUACCUACACAUUAGCGAUCCACACAGUGGUAAUACGCCAAGGAAGGAUACCAUGUUGUUAUCAUUCGACAACACAAGAACA
Marasmius oreades (fairy-ring Marasmius) is the source of this 1743-nucleotide messenger RNA. RefSeq lists its product as uncharacterized. The coding region runs from base 38 to 1573 and encodes 511 amino acids. Gene Ontology annotation, biological process: magnesium ion transport. Gene Ontology annotation, cellular component: membrane. The transcript has 7 exons. The record is from RefSeq and is a predicted model, not a curated record. Lineage: Eukaryota; Fungi; Basidiomycota; Agaricomycetes; Agaricales; Marasmiaceae. Gene Ontology annotation, molecular function: magnesium ion transmembrane transporter activity.